This is a messenger RNA of Symbiodinium pilosum, 2079 nucleotides long. The record is from the annotation of a GenBank genome assembly. Lineage: Eukaryota; Dinophyceae; Suessiales; Symbiodiniaceae.
AUGGAUCGGGGAUACUCAAUCCACGUGCCCUCGGCCACCAAAGCGUCUCUCGCGGCAAUCAAGACGGCUCUGAAGACCCAAAACUUCAAGGAUGCUUGGGCCUCAGCUCAGCGGGGCCCUGGCAACUUUCCGGGAGCUCAAAUCCCUCUGGACAGGGAACUGCCGUUCGACUUCCCAAUCCAGCUGAAGCGCCAGGCCUCCAUCACAGCAGUAGAAGUGGAAGUAGAGGUGGUGGUGAGGAUGGUUGUCGUCGCUGCAAUCAUUGUUGUAGUAAACGUGAUGGCAGUGGUGGUUGCAGCAGCUUUGUAUGAGCUGGCGCUAAUGUCAGUCCAUGACCACCAGCAAGAACUCCGCACCUGUGCGCGCGAGGAGCAUAAGCUCGACCUGAUCCUUCCCGAGCUUGACAUCCAAGCCAUGGUGACAGAAGCUGUUAGAGAGAAAGAUGAGAAGCUUCUGAAACAGGCAUUUUCCGAGUUCACGUAUGCCAUGCUCAUGAAGGGAUACAAAGGCCAUGCUGUCUGCAUGGCAGCAGUGGAUCACGAUGACAAAGUUGAGAAGCUUUUUCAAGAAGCCAUGGAGAAGAAGUCGGAUGCUGUAGGAUAUCGGCCUGCAGUCCUGGCCGCCUUCGUGCGCUUCCACUUCGAGGUGGAGAACUAUGAGCGGGUUUGUGACAUGUUUGAAAAGGAUGCCGCAUCAUUGCGGGAGAAGGCUGCAGCCGAAGGCAGAGCCAUCUUCGACUCACGCAUGGAGCGGUGCGUCAUGAAUGCCGCCCUGAAGUGCGGACGCAGCAAGCUGGUGCGAUUCCCUGAUCCUCCCUGCCCUGCAUCCUCGGAACACAGCCGGAGGCGCUUGGCUUCCAUGGCUCAAUAUGAUGUUGUAAUCUUUGGAGCGACCGGAUUUACUGGUUCUCUCAUCCUGACGUACUUGCAGUCGAAAGGAGGGUACAAGCUUGCCAUAUGCGGUCGCAGCCAGAGCAAGCUGGACAAAGCGAUCGAAGGUUUCCAGUCUAAGCCGGAUGUUUUUGUACUGGAUGUGGUGAGCGCAACGCUGGAUGAGCUCAAAGAAGUCGUCAAGAAAGCAAAAUGCGUUUGUACUGCUGUAGGGCCUUUUGUGGAAUAUGGGGAACCGCUUGUACAAGCUUGUGCGGAGCUUGGCGUUGACUAUGUGGAUACCAGCGGGGAGAGCACCUUCAUGCGAAAGAUGAUUGAAAAGUAUGAUGCGACUGCCAAGCAGUCGGGAGCACGAAUCGUGAUUCACUGUGGCCAGGAUUGCGUCCCUUGGGAUUUGGCUGUGUGGAAGCUGUGGAAGCUUCUGGGUUCAGAGCUAGCUGGCGUGAAGAUUUUCAGUGAGAUGCGAACAUGCCCGAGCGGAGGGACCAUGAGCACCGCUAUGCUGAACAUGCAGCAGAAGCCCAGCAAAGGCUCGCUCGGCUUUGAUCCGCUGUACCUUUUGGAUGGUCAGAAGUCAGAGUGCCUGACACAAGUCGAUCUUCCGAAAGGCAGCUUGGUGGUUUUUCAAGUCACGGAACCGCAUGCCCUCUUUUGUUGUAGUAGCCAGUACUACGAGGAGAUGGGACAAAAAGGUGGUCCGUGGAUCAUGGGGCCGGUCAUGGCCAACUCGGUGCGCAGAACGAACGCUGUCCUCAAAAUGGUUCCUGAUUUGAAGUAUCAUGAGGCGAUACUGGAAAGCAGCCAGCUUGGCAUGUCGAACAUGACCUACAUGGCUCUUGGUGUUAGCGUCUACUUGCCCUUCACGCAGCCUCUGUGGUACAAGCUGGGCGUCAUCCCAGAGCCUGGGGUGGGGCCGAGUGCUGAGGAGAUGUCGCAGGGAUUCCUGACCCUUACAGUCUUCGCAGACACCCAGAGCAAAAGCCCCAAGUGCAAGGCAGUCAUGAAGUUCUACACAGAUCCCGGCUACAAGGACACCGCCCGGAUGUGCGCAGAGGCCGCGCUGGCCUUGACGGACCUUCCCAAGUCCCAAAGAGCAGGUGGCGUUUUCUCACCCGCUGCCGGUUGCGGAGAUGGCCUUUUUCAGCGGCUCCUUGCGACGGGCACCACCUGGGAGGUCACAGAUCUCUAA